Chenopodium quinoa (quinoa) is the source of this 2054-nucleotide messenger RNA. RefSeq names its product calcium-dependent protein kinase 29-like. The transcript has 8 exons. Gene Ontology annotation, cellular component: cytoplasm; nucleus. Gene Ontology annotation, biological process: intracellular signal transduction; protein autophosphorylation; peptidyl-serine phosphorylation. The coding region runs from base 378 to 2009 and encodes 543 amino acids. The record is from RefSeq and is a predicted model, not a curated record. Gene Ontology annotation, molecular function: calcium ion binding; ATP binding; calmodulin binding. NCBI's taxonomy places the organism in Eukaryota, Viridiplantae, Streptophyta, Magnoliopsida, Caryophyllales, Amaranthaceae.
AACAUGACUAGCCGCUAUGACAUGCGCAAUAGCAACCUUAUGGCAAAUACAGUUAAAGCUUAUCGGAUGUGCAAAUAUGUAAAACAACCCAUUCUCUCUAUUUCUUAUUGUAUCGAUUUGUGUGUUAAUUCUCUACAAUAAAGUAAUAAUAAAUAAUUAUAAGCAAAUACAAAACUACCCCCACAAGAGAGGAGGAACAAACAAAACACAAAAAAUAAAAAGUGAUCAAUGAUCAACUCUCGAAGGCAAAGCAAAGCACCAAAAACAUUCAAUAUGAAAGUGGACGACUCUAAUCUAAUUCCUUCCUCCAAUUCUAGCUCAAACCUUCCUUCUUCACCCCAUUUCUUACUCUUUCUUUCUCCUCUCUCUCUCCAAACAUGGGAAACUGUUGUUCAGGAGAAUUCUGGUCUCCAAGUUCUUACGAAAUAGCAAUCUCAGACACUUCUCCACCAACCCGAAGCCGAAACCGAAACGAAUCAUACUACAAACCCCCACCACUCCCUCCUAUACAAACACCAGCUCCCCCACCACCUCCGCCACCACCACGAACAUCAAUUCCCUUUCCUUCCUCCUCUACUAUGUCUUCGGUCCUGGAACACGGCACUAUCCUUAACAAACCCUAUGUAGACAUCACCUCCAUCUACCACCUAGAGAAAGAGCUAGGAAGAGGGCAGUUUGGAAUAACAUAUUUAUGCACAGAAAUUUCAACAGGGUUGAAAUAUGCAUGUAAAUCAAUAUCUAAGCUUAAACUUAAGCGUAAAAAGGAUAUUGAAGAUGUAAGAAGAGAGAUUUUGAUAAUGCAACAUUUAAGUGGACAACCAAAUAUUGUUGAAUUUAAAGGGGCUUAUGAAGAUAAAAAUAAAUUGUAUUUAGUAAUGGAACUUUGUUCUGGUGGAGAAUUGUUUGAUAGAAUUGUGAGUAAAGGCCAAUUCUCUGAAAAGGAAGCUGCUGUUAUUUUUAGACAAAUUGUUAAUGUUGUUCAUGUCUGUCAUUUUAUGGGUGUCAUGCAUAGAGAUUUGAAGCCUGAGAAUUUCUUGUUGGUUAGUAAAGAUCAUGAUUCUCCUUUGAAGAUUACUGAUUUUGGCCUCUCCGUCUUCAUCGAAGGGAAAAUAUACAAGGAACUUGUCGGAAGUGCUUAUUAUCUAGCGCCAGAGGUUUUGGAACGCAACUAUGGGAAAGAAGUAGAUGUGUGGAGUGCUGGGGUCAUUUUAUACAUUCUUCUGAGUGGAGUUCCUCCAUUUUGGGCUGAGACUGAAGCUGGGAUUUUUUAUCAGGUCAAGAACGGGAAGCUUGACUUGAGUACACAUCCAUGGCCUUCAAUUUCUGCUGGUGCCAAAGACUUAAUUGCUAAAAUGUUAGACAGAAAUCCUAAGGCGCGUAUAAGUGCUGCAGAGGCACUUGAACAUCCAUGGCUCAAAGAAGACAGUGAUGCUUCUGAGAAACCUAUUGACAGCGCGGUUCUUAUUAGGAUGAAGCAGUUCAGAGCAAUGAACAAACUCAAGAAGCUUGCUCUCAUGGUUAUGGCAGAAAAUCUGUCAGAUGAAGAAAUAAAAGGUUUAAAGGAAAUGUUCAACAACAUUGAUACUGAUAGAAGCGGUACAAUUACUAUAGAUGAACUUAAACAUGGCCUAGCAAGGCUUGGCUCAAAACUGAGUGAACCUGAAAUAAAGCAGCUAAUGGAUGCUGCUGAUGUUGAUAAGAAUGGAACUAUUGAUUACAUGGAAUUCAUUUCGGCUACUAUGCAUCGGCAUAGAUUGGAUAAGGAAGAGAAUCUGUACAAGGCUUUCCAGUUCUUUGACAAGGAUGGCAGUGGGUAUAUAACAAGAGAUGAGCUGAAACAGGCAAUGACAGAAUAUAAAAUGGGAGAUGAUGCAACUAUUGACGAAAUUCUUGAUGAUGUUGACACUGACAAAGAUGGAAACAUAAAUUAUGAGGAGUUUGUAGCAAUGAUGAAGAAGGGCACACCAGAUUCUGAUGGAAAGAAAAAUGAGUUGUUUGUGUACAAGUGAAAAGGGUGAAGGAGAGUUAAAAUUAAUUACUUGUGCCUUGUAUAU